Molecule: messenger RNA, 1050 nt
Organism: Phoenix dactylifera (date palm)
Lineage: Eukaryota; Viridiplantae; Streptophyta; Magnoliopsida; Arecales; Arecaceae
Source: RefSeq, a predicted model, not a curated record
AUGGCCAGCAACUCUUAUUCCCUUGAUUACUGGAGGAAGCUCUUCCGCAGCACCAACACCAACAUCUUCGAAGUGGUCGAGAAUGCGGUCCUCAUCGCCGCCACCGAUUACCCGACCGAAUUUGCUCAUCGUAGGGAUGAGCUGGUGGAGAGAAUCUUCACAUGCCGGCUAGACUACCGCUCUUGGUUGCCAUCAGGUGGGGAGGAAAAUGAUGAAAAGGAGAGAGAGGAAGAGAGAAGAGAGCAUAAGGUGGGCAAUGAGCUCAGGAAUGGUGAGGCGCCUUCGAAUGAAGUCGAGGAGGCGAGCAGAGUGGUCUGCGAGAUAACAAGAAUCAAGAACGUGUUGAAGAAUUGGCGCGAAGAGUCUGAAAGUGUUCUCCUUGAAUCACUGCAGAGGCUGCAGUCAAUGGAGAUUUCCAUACAAAUCCUCAAGGAGACCAAGAUAGGAAGGACUGUAAAGCAUCUGAUGAGACAUGAAUCAGAGGAGAUCCAGCUCCUUGCACAGGCUCUCAUUGAUGGUUGGAGGAAUGUUGUGAAGGAAUGGGCCAAUGAAGGGAUCAAUAGCGAAGAUCCAGCUCCAGAUUCUGCAUCCAAGCCAACUAAUGUAGAGGAGGGAGGUCUUGCUUUUCCUCCAUGGGAUGAAGCAGCCCUCCUAGCAACACAAACUACCUCGAUGGAACUCACAAGGAUCUUCGAUGGGAUUGACGACAAUGGAAAUAUUGAAAAUUGUGGACGAUCUCAGGAGAACGGCAGAAGGCGGCUCCCCAAAGGUGAAGGAGAAUUUAGGAAGCGCGAGGCCUCUAUGCAAAUGAGGCCUUUGGAAGCUUGCAAUAGGCUUCCGGAGCCUCAUUAUUAUGGAGAGAAGAGAAGGAGCGAGACCUUGAGGGAAACAACCACAAGCAUAUUGAAGAUGACUCUGAACCAUCAGCUGUUCCUGGGAGACCUCCAAGGACAGCUUUUGAGCACAAAGCUGGUGCUGAAACAAAAUUUCAGCACAACCAAGGCCAUUCACAGCUUCCAAAAACGCCUCCCUUCGUCAUGCAAGCAGUAA